GGCCCUGAUACCCCGACCCCUUCAAUCGCGCCCGCCUCAGCCGCCUUCUCUUCUCCAGCGUCCGAUCUCCCCCUCUCGCCUCUCCGCCUCACCUCCGCUCCGCUUCCCACCCCCGCUUCCUCUCUCUCUCCUCUCCCCCUCUCUCUCUCUCUCUCUCCUCCUCGCUUCACCACCUCGCGCCCAACCCCCCUCUCUCUCCUCUCCACGUCGCGCCCUCUCCGCGCGCGCCCGCGCUUCUAUAUAAGGAGGGGGGAGGUGGGAUGGCGGAUGGGCCGGGGAGCCCGGGGGGAGGAGGGGGGAGCCACGAGAGCGGGAGCCCGAGGGGGGGAGGGGGAGGAGGGGGAGGUGGGGGUGGGGGUGGGGGGGUGAGGGAGCAGGACAGGUUCCUCCCCAUCGCCAACAUCAGCCGCAUCAUGAAGAAGGCCAUCCCGGCCAACGGGAAGAUCGCCAAGGACGCCAAGGAGACCGUGCAGGAGUGCGUCUCCGAGUUCAUCUCCUUCAUCACCAGCGAGGCGAGCGAUAAAUGCCAGAGGGAGAAGCGCAAGACCAUCAACGGCGACGACUUGCUGUGGGCGAUGGCCACGCUGGGCUUCGAGGACUACAUCGAGCCCCUCAAGGUCUACCUGCAGAAGUACAGAGAGAUGGAGGGUGAUAGUAAAUUAACUGCAAAGGCUGGUGAUGGCUCUGUGAAAAAGGAUGUACUUGGUUCUCAUGGAGGAAGCAGUUCAAGUGCCCAAGGGAUGGGCCAACAAGCAGCAUACAAUCAAGGAAUGGGUUAUAUGCAACCUCAGUACCAUAAUGGGGAUGUCUCAAACUGAAGAUAGGACCUUUUCAUGCAACUGUUGCUAGCGCAGGUGGAUUUUAUUUGGUGCUGCAGUCGUUAGCUAAUAUAUAUACCUACACCUCAUGGUGAGCAGUGAAGGAAGUAACUUGCUACCACCUCUAGGUCCCAUGUUUGUCAACCAGGAACUGAUGCUGCUUGGAAGCGUCGAGCCAAGGCUGCUUCUCAGAUGUAAAUUACUCCCCGUGAGGAUAGUUUCGGUUCGUGGUCUAGCUCUGUUGUUGUAUGUAUAUUCAGGAUAAUUUAACAAUUGGUCUUUGGCUGUCAUUCGGUUCCAUAUAAUCUGUAUUGGGAGGCAUAAAUAUUCAUGUUGUAUUUCGUCCUGAACUAGCGUGUUGUACUAUUGAGAAAUAGAUGCUCUCUGUAAUGGUAGCAAUUUUACUCUGAUUCCCA
This is a messenger RNA of Oryza sativa Japonica Group (Japanese rice), 1234 nucleotides long. The record is from RefSeq and is a predicted model, not a curated record. Lineage: Eukaryota; Viridiplantae; Streptophyta; Magnoliopsida; Poales; Poaceae.